UCUCUGGGAUGCCCCCCACCUCACUCUGGGUCGGGUCCUCGUGCCUCCAUUCUUUCCUCCUUUGGGGCUUUUUUGCACCUGCCCCAGCCAGCUCUUCUGGGACCUGGGCACCCCACCCUUCACGCACCCCUUCUGUUGCUCAGAGUCUGCUGGUGAGGAGGAGCGGCCUUUGUUGGAAGUGAGGAUGGCGCCCGUGCUGCCCACAGCCAGGGCUCUUCAGGAGCCAGUGACCUUCCAAGAUGUGGCGGUGGUCUUCACACAGGAGCAGUGGGGGUACCUGGACCCUUCUCAGAAGGAGCUAUACCGGGACGUGAUGCUGGAGAACUACAGGAACCUGGUCUGCCUGGGACUAGCUGUGUCCAAGCCCGAGGUGAUCCACCAGCUGGAGCAAGGGGAGGCUCCUUGGAGGCCAGAGGGGAGAAUCCCAGGGAGCAGCCAUCCAGAUGGGGAGGUGAGGCCUGGAACCAAGGAGUCACCCCCAGAGCUGAGCAUUUCUGUGGAGCAGUCGUCGGGCCAGGACAGACUCAGGAGGCAUAGUUUCUGUGUCUCCAGCUGGAAAGAAGCCUGGGCAUGUGGUGCCAGAUUAGGGAGGCAACAGAGCAUUGAGGAGAAUGAAUGUCAUGAUUAUGGCCAAAGCUCCAGGACAGACCCAAAGCUUUUCUCACAAUGGAGAGUAUCUGUGGAAAAGAAUCUCCAUAGAUUUGAUACUGAGUGCCCUAGGAUGUGUCCAAAGGAAAUAUUUUCUAAGUAUGAUGAAUGUGGGGAUUCCUUCAAUUCCAAAUCAGAUUUUAUUGAAUGUCAUAGACUAUAUACUGGACAGCAACCUCAUGAGCAUAAUGAAUGUGGGAAGGCCAUCAAACUUAGUCCAUCUAUUAAUUUAAAUCACGUAAUUGACAUUGAAGAGGAAAGUCCUAAAUAUGAUGAAUUUAGGAAGACUUUCUCCUCGAAUAUACAAUUGAUUGGACACCAGCGAGUUCACACUGGAGAGAAACUUUAUGAACAUAAUGAAUGUGGGAAGCUUUUAGCCCAUAGUUCAUCUCUUACUUCCUAUCAGAAAAUUCAUACUGGAGAGAAACCUUAUGAAUGUAAAGAAUGUGGGAAGACUUUUGGCCACAGAACACAGCUUACUAUACAUCAGAGAAUUCAUACUGGAGAGAAACCUUAUGAAUGUAAUCAAUGUGGGAAGGCUUUUGGUUAUAAAACCAAACUUACUUUACACCAGAGAAUUCAUACUGGAGAAAAACCAUAUGAAUGUAAUGAAUGUGGGAAGGCUUUCUGUGUGAGAACAGAUCUUACUCAACAUCAGAGAAUUCAUACUGGAGAGAAGCCUUACAAAUGUAAUCAAUGUGGAAAGGCCUUCCGCAUGAGCAAAGAGCGUACACGACACCAAAGGAUUCAUACUGGAGAGAAACCUUAUGAAUGUAAUGAAUGUGGGAAGGCCUUUAGUGGGAGAGGACAACUUACUCGACAUCAGACAAUUCAUACUGGAGAGAAACCUUAUGAAUGUAAUGAAUGUGGGAAGGCCUUUGGUGGGAGAGGACAUCUUAUUCAACACCACACAAUUCAUACUGGUGAGAAACCUUAUGAGUGCAAUGAAUGUGGGAAGGCUUUCAGUCGAAGAGGACAUCUUACUCGACAUCAAAGGAUUCAUACUGGAGAGAAGCCUUAUGAAUGUACUGAAUGUGGGAGGGCAUUCAGCCGUAAAGGACAUCUUAUUGGACACCAUAGAAUUCAUACCGGAGAGAAGCCUUAUGAAUGCAAAGAAUGUAGGAAGGCUUUCCGCCUAAAAGAUCACCUUAUUCAGCAUCAGAGAAGUCAUACUGGAGAAGAACCAUAUGAAUGUAAAGAAUGUGGGAAGACUUUCUCUGUGAGUACAGAGCUUACCCGUCAUCAGAGAAUUCAUACUGGAGAGAAACCUUUUAAGUGUAAAGAAUGUGGGAAGACCUUUUAUAUGAACAGAGAUCUUAACAGACACCAGAGAAUUCACAUUGGAGGGAAACCUUAUGAAUGUAAGGACUGUGGGAAGGCCUUCCGCCUGAGACAUCACCUUAUUCAACAUCAGAGAAUUCAUACUGGAGAGAAACCUUAUAAAUGUGAUGAAUGUGGGAAGGCCUUUAGCCAUAGCACACAUCUUACUAUACAUCAGAGAAUUCACACUGGAGAAAAACCUUAUGUAUGUAAUCAGUGUGGGAAGGCCUUUGGCCGCAGGACACAGCUUACUGUGCAUCAGAGAAUUCAUACUGGAGAGAAACCUUAUGAAUGUAAAGAAUGUGGAAUGGCCUUCUGCCUCAGUAAAGAGUGUAUAAGACACCAGAGAAUUCAUACUGGAGAGAAGCCUGAAUGUAAUCAAGUUGGGAAGGCCUUCAGUGGGAGAAGACAGCUUACUGAACAUCAGCAUAUUUAUAUUGAAGAGGAAACUUAUGAAUGUAAUCAGUAUGAGAAGGUGUUUGGCUGAAGAGGACAGUAUGAAUGAGAAAAUUCAUACUGGAGAGAAAUUUUAUGAAUGUAAUGAAUGUGGGAGGGUUUUCAGCCAGAGGGGAGACAUUGGAGAGAAGUGUCAUAAAUGUUACAAAUAUGAGAAGGCUUGUUGUUGGAACAAAGUGUAGCUGACACCAUAGAAUCCAUAUUGAAGAGAAACCUUUUAAAUUUAAUCAAUGGGGGAAAAGCUUUCUCUUUGAACACAUCUUAUCCAACAUGAAAGUAUUCAUAGGGGAGAGACCUAAUGACUACAGAGAGUAUUGGGAAAGCCUAUGUCAAGAUAAUCUUAGCAGACAUCAGAAUAUAUGGGAGAAACUUUAUGAAUGAAUAUGGAAGUCUUCCACCUGAGAGAUUACUGUCAACAUGAGAAAGUUCAUACUGGAAUGAAGAUUCAUUAAUCUAAUGAAUUGGCAAGGUCUCUGGCUUCAGAAGAUAGUUACUGAACAUUAGAGAAUUUAUACUGCAGAGAAAUCUUAUAAAAAGCUAUGUGGGAAAGUUCCCAUCUGAUCACAAAAUUUAUUCUACAUCAGAGAAUUCUUAUCAGAAAAGAACCAUAUAAAUGUGAUGACUUUGGGAAGGUUUUCCAUCUUGAAGACUGCCUUAUUCAGAAUCAGAGAAGUGCUCUUAGAGAGGAAUCUUAUGAAAAAUUUAUGUAGAAAGGCUUCCAUCUAAGCACAAAAUUUACUUGACAUUAGAGAAUUCAUACUAGAAGAAAUCUUAGGAAUUUGAUGACUGGGAAGGCCUAUUUGGUGACUGCUCAGCUUAUACUUAAGAAUUCAUACUGGAGAGAAAACUUAUGAAAAUAAUGUAGGAAGACCCACCAUCAGCGGGGGAAAAAGCUAGUAGUAUGUUUAUAGCUGAGAGAAAUCACAAGGUCUCUUGUUUGAAUGGAUACUUACCAAAAGAGCACAAAUGCCAUUAUGGACAAAAACCUGGACAAGGAUGUCAGAAGACCUUUUACCAAAAUAUAGAGCUUUCUUGAUCUCACAGUAUCAAGUGUAAUGACUGAGGAUUUCUGCUUGAGUGUAUCCAUCCCACAUGAGGCAAUUCAUUCUUGAUUAAAGUUUUAUGUUCUGGAGACAUUCCUCUA
Molecule: messenger RNA, 3568 nt
Organism: Dromiciops gliroides (monito del monte)
Lineage: Eukaryota; Metazoa; Chordata; Mammalia; Microbiotheria; Microbiotheriidae
Product: zinc finger protein 260-like
Exons: 5
Coding region: 185-2455 (756 amino acids)
Biological process (GO): regulation of transcription by RNA polymerase II
Molecular function (GO): RNA polymerase II cis-regulatory region sequence-specific DNA binding; DNA-binding transcription factor activity, RNA polymerase II-specific
Source: RefSeq, a predicted model, not a curated record